Messenger RNA from Cavia porcellus (domestic guinea pig), 16782 nucleotides. RefSeq names its product potassium inwardly rectifying channel subfamily J member 6 (gene Kcnj6). Bases 613 to 1884 code for a protein of 423 amino acids. Gene Ontology annotation, cellular component: plasma membrane. Gene Ontology annotation, biological process: regulation of monoatomic ion transmembrane transport; potassium ion import across plasma membrane. Gene Ontology annotation, molecular function: G-protein activated inward rectifier potassium channel activity. NCBI's taxonomy places the organism in Eukaryota, Metazoa, Chordata, Mammalia, Rodentia, Caviidae. The record is from RefSeq and is a predicted model, not a curated record. The transcript is spliced from 4 exons.
GCGCUUUCAUCCCGGAGUCGCCGCUUCGUGCGCCUCCGGCGCGGCUCAGCCAGUCGGCUGGAAUUGAGUAGCAUACAUUGAAUCUGCGGAUUUCAUGACGUCUCCCUGCGUGGUCCACCACUUUUUUCCAAACCAAGGAUUUUUUUUUUUCCUUGCCACUCGCCUUUCCCCCUUCCCUGCCACCGCGUCUCCCCUCCCGUCCCUGCCCGAACGUGCGCCCCUCCGCGCCCCCUGUGGCCCGGGCGCCCAGACCUCCUCUCCGGGCUCGGCGAAGGGAGCCAGUCCCGAGCCGGCCGCACCUGGCUGGAGAGGCUGAGUGGGCUCAGGGCUGGCAUUCGCGGGGACCUGCGAGCUGGGGCCGGAGCUGCAUGGACCAAGAGGAGAAUGGAGUCUCCUAACAGCCUCCCGGGGCCGCUGUGAAAUGUGACCAUCUGCUUCCAGCUUUUCUUUUCCUUCUCUCUUUUAUUUUUAUUUUUAUUUUCCAUCUCCUUCCUUCGCCAUCCAUCGGGCCGUGCAUUAUUAAAUCUUGCUCCGUUCCAAGAGGAGAGACCAUGAUUGAGUGAGACCCCCCUAGUCCGAAGCCAGGAAAAGCACAAAGAAGAACCAACAACAAUGGCCAAGUUGACGGAAUCUAUGACUAAUGUCCUGGAGGGUGACUCCAUGGAUCAGGACGUGGAGAGCCCCGUGGCCAUUCACCAGCCAAAGUUGCCUAAGCAGGCCAGGGACGACCUGCCAAGACACAUCAGCCGGGACCGAACCAAAAGGAAAAUCCAGAGGUACGUGAGGAAAGACGGGAAGUGCAACGUGCACCACGGCAACGUGCGCGAGACCUACCGCUACCUGACCGACAUCUUCACCACCCUGGUGGACCUCAAGUGGAGGUUCAACCUGCUCAUCUUCGUCAUGGUUUACACAGUGACGUGGCUAUUUUUCGGAAUGAUCUGGUGGCUCAUCGCCUACAUCCGAGGAGACAUGGACCACAUAGAGGACUCCUCGUGGACUCCUUGCGUCACCAACCUCAAUGGGUUCGUCUCUGCUUUUUUAUUCUCCAUAGAGACGGAAACCACCAUUGGUUACGGCUACCGAGUGAUCACGGAUAAGUGCCCCGAGGGAAUUAUCCUUCUCUUAAUCCAGUCUGUGCUGGGAUCCAUUGUCAAUGCAUUCAUGGUGGGAUGCAUGUUUGUAAAAAUAUCACAACCCAAGAAGAGGGCAGAGACCCUGGUCUUCUCCACACAUGCAGUGAUCUCCAUGCGGGAUGGGAAACUCUGUCUCAUGUUCCGGGUGGGGGACCUGAGGAACUCCCACAUCGUGGAGGCCUCCAUCCGAGCCAAGCUGAUCAAAUCCAAACAGACUUCAGAAGGGGAGUUCAUCCCUCUGAACCAGACAGACAUCAACGUGGGCUACUACACGGGGGACGACCGUCUGUUUCUGGUGUCUCCGCUGAUCAUCAGUCACGAAAUCAACCAACAGAGUCCCUUCUGGGAAAUCUCCAAAGCCCAGCUGCCCAAAGAGGAACUGGAAAUUGUGGUCAUCUUAGAAGGAAUGGUGGAAGCCACAGGGAUGACCUGCCAGGCUCGGAGCUCCUACAUCACGAGCGAGAUCCUCUGGGGGUACCGUUUCACCCCGGUCCUGACGCUGGAGGACGGGUUCUACGAAGUCGACUACAACAGCUUCCACGAGACCUACGAGACCAGCACCCCGGCCCUCAGUGCCAAGGAGCUGGCCGAGCUGGCCAGCAGGGCGGAGCUGCCCCUCAGCUGGUCUGUGUCCAGCAAACUCAAUCAGCAUGCAGAACUGGAGACGGAGGAGGAAGACAAGAGCCCCGAGGAGCAGACAGAGCGGAACGGCGAUGUGACGAACCUGGAGAGCGAAUCCAAAGUGUAGAACCCGUGAGGCGCCGCCCUCCCAGCCCUACCCGUCUCUCCUCUCCUUUCCUGUCUGUCUCUCGUGCUUCUCGCUUUAUUUCCUUACCUUUGAUUUUGACAUUGCUGGAAAUCAAAUCUUCAAGGUGUAAAAAUACCUACCUGCCCUCUCUCAGUUGUUCAGAUUGACAAGGUAGAGAGAACGCCCUGUGCCCUCUUCAGUGGCUCCAGCCUGGUCUCCUCCCCCAAAACACCGCCUUUUAACUUUUAGGGACAGCAGCUACUUUUACCUGCAUGUUGUUUGUACGAUCUGAGAUCCCCCAAAGAGUGUGUCGAAGAUUUCACUGGGGGUGCGGGGAUGACAAGGGAGGCUCCGGUGCCUGUUUAUCAGGAAGUCAGCAGUAGUGCCACCUCGGUUCUACAGAUCCCAGCCCAUUUUCUCAGCCGCAGAGUGAGGUGCUCUUCACCGCCCGGCGGCAGGCGUCACAGCCAGGAGUGCGCAGGAGAGGCCACUGUACAUAGCUAUGCUUCUGUAAUUAUUUUCUUUUGGCAAUUAGAAAUAAAACCCAGCAUGUACAAAAGUACUGUAGAACAGGAUUCUAAAUAAUGUACAUAGAUGUGUCAUUCAUGUAAUUUUAGAGAUACAACUUUAGACAUAAGAAGAAGAAGAAGAAGAAGAAGAAGAAGAAGAAGAAGAAGAAGAAGAAGAAGAAGAAGAAGAAGAAGAAGAAAGAUUCCCAGCAUACAAUAGGCAUUUCUGUUUGGAGGUCUGUGUUUUUCCACAUUUUUUAAGGCCUGGCCUUUGUUCUGGGUCCCUGCCCAGUAGCCCUUAGGGUACCUCUGUGUCCUCGCUGACCCUUUUGUUAAAUCUAAUAAGCCAUAGGUCUGGUGGCAGUUGAGAGGUCUAGCAGAUGGCAAGACCCACCACCAACACGCUGACAUACUGUGCUGUGUUUACAAAACGGGCGUUUAAAAAAAAAAAAGAUAACAAGGGUCUGGCUGACUUGCCUGGGGAGAAUGCCAGGAACCGGACACUCUCUGGGAUGUCACCAAUGUCGCCCUGACGCUCUACCUGUGAGCUUUUGCCCUUUAGAAUAUGGGCAUCUAGGAGAAUUUUCUGCAAAACCACUAAUUCUCCAGCUGUUCCACCCCUAUAAGCAUGAGGAACCACGGGCUUUAAAAGAAGACGCAGUGAGGUAGCAGGAGAGGUCUGGGUCUACAGCCUCGAAAUUCAGAAACGCAUGUCCCCCCACUGACCUUUCAAACGUGUGCUCCGCCUGGCGCUCUGAGAAUGAGGUCUGGCCCGAACCUGGGGACCUAUUCAUCAGCAUUUUUUGAAUUGGGGCUUUUUUUUCUUGUUCUUCUUCUUUUCUUCUCCUUCUCCUUCUCCUUCUCCUUCUUCUAAGUUUUAAAUUGCCAGAGUUCAGUGUUUGAAGAUUAGAUCAACCAUCUUGGUGACUGUCUAAGCAUCUCUUUAAAGCGUGCCACUAUCUAAAAAUCAAAUCCAAAGUGUCUCUUGAUCAAAAGAGAACAAACAAAAAAUGGUAGCCUUAAUUUAUUUUAAUGUGCAAAGAGGAAGGUAGGAAAGAAGGAAGGAAGAGGAAAGGGAAGAAGAGUACUUUGUACUGAAAAUCUAAACUUCAGAAAGAAAGAUGGCUAAGAAAAGAAAGAGAAUCUUAGACAAAAAAAAACCUCAGGGCAGGUGGAGAUUUUGCACUGUGACAGAUCUUUCAUAUUAAGUUUUUGCAUUUAUAAACUGUUUGUUCCUUAACACAGUGGCCCAUCAUGAAUAUUCAUUGAACGGAUUCAAGUCUAUUUUCAGCUCCUACAGCUGUACUCAGCUGAAGUCUUGAGCCCCGGAGGUGGAAGAGGUCAGAGCUGUCUGUCCUCAGCAUCGCCCUCGCCUUCUCUGAGCAGGCUGCAUGGGCCUUGGCUGUGGUCAGGGACCCUUUCACUGGAAAGGACGGCCCAGAGCUAAAGAGAGCGGCUCCUCUGCUGAGCAUCGGGGUCUCUCCCGCGGCAGAGACCUGGCAUCUCGGUACCCACUUCUUGGCUCUGGUUCUUUGGAAACUCAAGCUGGUGGCUAUAGCCCUUCCCUGUUUUUGGCAGUUCACUCUUUGGCACCGGUUGUCUGUCUGUUGAGUCAUGUUCGUCCAUCCUGUGCACUCUUAGGAGGAAGUAGUCCAGGAGGAGAGAGCCCGAGACGCCUGCCACAGCCUGGCCUCAUGGCAGCCUUACGAAGGGCACCCUGUCCUGUGGCACCAAGCGAGACAGAGUAGGGCCAUGAAAUGCCUACUUCACACUCUCUUGAAGAUCCACUGGGCCUUUUAAAACCCCAUUGCUAAGGCUCAAAGGACAAACACUUGCCGUGGCUGUGUUGGAAUUGCAGCUUGGGGCCUGAUGGUUUCUUCCCUGCCCUUGAGCUCCGAGACCCAAGACCUUGAUGAGAUCUGCACCGUGCCUGUUCUGGGUCUGUGACAGGGCACCCGCUGUCCCCCUGCCAAUGUCGCUGGAGACAGAACUGGAACCAAAUCUCUCACUUUUGUAAUGCGAGCUCUGAAUCUUCAAAGGAGGAUGCUCGUGAAGGACCUUUUAUUAGAAUGUCCCUCUCACACAUGUCUAUUUUUCUACAGUUAUCGAGAACACGGUUUAACAGUGUAUUUUGUGUCAACUGUUAAAAUUUGGACCUGAGAGAAGUUCGUUUCAGACUGCGUUUUCUAAGCAGUAAGUAGGGGCUGGGGUUUUUUGCAUUAAGACAGCUCAACAAAACUGACCCCACAAUUUCUACCCUUUCUACUCGACCUUAUUCCUGCGCGUACUCUAUUAUCGAAACAAGCACUAUGAAAAUAAACACGUUGACUGGAACGGGACAAUGCCCGUAACUGCCGGGGUCACUGUCGAGGAGGCGUUUCAGUCUGUUCGGUUGGUAGAGUUGGCAAUUUUCCUUAAAGCCUGGCAGGAUCUGUGACUUAGGUAAGAACCUUGAACUGCAGGUCCAUUUGUCCCAUAGGACACCAGGGUGAUGGAGCAAAGUAUUUCUAGAGCCAAGGGCAGGUAGAGCUGGAAGGGUGACCUGCCUGGGACCGAGCGGUCCUCAGAGUUUCCCACUUCUGCCCACCCAACACACUAUCCAGUGGAAAGAGCCCCUGAAAUCAGCUUCACGCGAUUAAGUCGCUGCGUGAUUGGCUGUCCCCCAGGGCAAGCAUCUCUUUUGCACUAACCCACUUGGGAUGGCUGUAAAGGCAGCCCAGCCCUUUUACAUUUGUUCCACACACGGCGUUCCAGCGUGGCUGUCCCCGCCACCACUACAUCCACCCAGCCAUACACGCUCAUCCCCUGCUGCCUCCGCCCCGUCCCUCUCUUCUCUUUCCCUUGCUGUCUGGUUCCAAACCUACCAAUCCAGUUCAGUAUCAUUGUUUCCCUAACAGAAAUCCAGCCGUUGUCCCUGAAAAUGUCAACGUAUUUCUAAGCACAAGUCCGUCUUACAGGGAUAACCAUACCAGGGCCCUAACACGGUAGUCCUGACUUCAUUUAAAAGUCUCAAUUUUUAAGUCUCCAAAUGCUUUCCUCUCCUAUAUUUCUUAACAGUUCUAGUUUUUUGCUUUCCCCCAUCCCUGUUUCUUGGUUUUGUUUUUGUUUUUUUGAGUUUAGAUUUAAACCAGUAUCACUGGGCUAUUCAGACACUCUUGGCAGAAGGCGGCAAAGGUAGAGAACAAGGCAUAAGAACGUGGUGGGAAUUCCGUGACCACACUGGGAGGAGCCUCAAUAGGUAGCGGCCUCUAAACAGCCUGCUGACCCCCAGUCUUUCUGUCCUUGAACUGGGUGAUUCUCUGUGUGAUGCUACAGAGGCAGGAGGAUGACUGUCAGUGAAACACACUACACACACGGCAGAGGUUACCGGCUAGAUGAUUUCCUUCCAGUGGGUGGCUGAGAAACUGAAAAACAAAGGCUAUGAUAUUAUGUUACAGUACGGCCACGUAAUACUGUCUUGUUUCUAGACUUAAUGGCCAACAUAUAUUUAAGAAAAUGUUAUCCUUUGAUUUAUAAUUGAACGAAAUGCAUUUCUUUCCAAAAUUUCUGCCCUUAAUGUCUUGAAGGGCUUUUGGACAGAGUGUACACCGAGAAGCCAAAAUUCUAUCAGGGAUUGCACAAUAAUAACAGAACAAUAUUGCACCUGACAUUGUGUGGGAAAUUUCAAGCACCCAGGCAAAUCAUCUCAUUGAAUUCUAACCCCCAUGGGAGGCUGAAUAUUAUAAUGUACGUUGUUAUAGAUGGAAAACUACGGUAAAAUAAGUAAUUUCCCCAAGGUUACAAGACCAGAAAAUCAUUGCUUGUGGUAUCAAAUCCAUGUCACAAACUUAUAAGCCAGGGGCUCUUUUUACUACCAGAAAAAGAAGAAAAAAAAACAAGUUUGGUAAACCCGAAACUGGCCUGCUGCCUGUUGUGACCUAAGAUAGAUGUUUCCAUUUAUAAAUGGUUAGGGGAACAAAGACUAUUUUGUGACAUACAAAAAUCACAUGAAAUUUAAAUUCCAGCGUCCACAAAUGGAGCCCAGCCAGACCAUUUAUUUAUGCUUUGCCUGUGGCUGCUUACAACCUCCCCGCGCAGAGCUGAGUAAUUGCAGCAGGGAGCAUAUGGCCGGCAAAGACUGAAAUAUUUACUAGCUAGCUCUUUGCAGAGAAAGCUCAUCCCCAGCCCCUGCACUGUAUUAUUUAGUAGUAUUAAUCAUUGAGUGCUUAAGAGUACUAAUAGUACUCCUGGGACUUGUACUGUACCCUAAGACACUCCUAAGAAGCAUGGAAGAAUGGACUGGUUUCCGGUAUAAAUCUAUUGGAGUCACCCCAGUCUGUCCUGGGGAAACAGAAGGCAUCUCUGGAUGAAGGGGUGCCUGCUCUGCAGGCCUCGCAAAGCCAACGCUCUGGUGCAGCUCACAGGAAGGAGGCUUCCUUUUCUUGCUGUCCUGCUCCAGGGGCCCAGUGGCCUUGUCACACACCAACCGGCCUCCUCCCUCCCCGCCGUGGCCGCUGUCUUUCCCUCUCUUGGAGAAGAUCUAACAAGGCCUUUGAGAUGUCUAUUUCCUUGCUAGUUCCGUCCAGCCUACAGCUCAGCACUGUUGGAUGUGGGAAAGGUGGCCCUUGGACGACCACAUCUGUGCGAUGGCUCAGCCUCUGUGGCCACUCAGAGGUCUAACGUGCGAAUCAGAAACUGAACACUUCCCUUGGAAACCCAGGAGGUUCACUCCUCGGGCAGAGAAGGGCUGCAGAGGGCUGGUGGAUGAAGCACAGGUAACGAUCGGGAACCGCGGAAACACUGGAUGGAUGAGAUCCAUACGGUGAGGUUUGGGCUUUAGUGUCACUGACUUGAACUCACUUACAUUCUAAGAAAGCAUCCUGAUGCCAGACAUAGUCGGCCAAGUUGAGUUCUUGAUUAGUUCGAUCAAAAGCAUAUCAAGUUCUCUUAUGGGCAUUUUCCUGGAAAUUAGACAGGAAAGAAAAUAUUUUGUCAUGAAUCCUUGUGUGUUGUUGCAGAUAAACGGGGAUUUGGUCUCAUGUCUAAAAGUAAAUCGACCGUGGUGUCUUCAAAACAGACUCUACAAACGCUUGGGACCCCUCACCCUCACGGAAGAGCAAUAAACCAGAGUGGGGGGAAGAAAUCUCCAAGUGCAACACCAUAAAACUUAAGUAAAAUGUAAAAGGAGCCAAACUUUUACCUGGCCACUUUGCCUUGGCAGAAGAAAGCUUCCUGUAUCCACCUAGUUGAAAUAGAGUGCUAGAGAAGGAAGGCAAAAUACUUUUAAACCCCACAAGAAUAGUUCAUUGGGGUGACCGUGUGAUCAGUAUGGAGGUUUAUCACUAAGGAAAUGUGUCUGUAAAGACACCCCAUCCUAGACAUAAUCCUAACGUGCACUAUGGUUGGGCGGAGAAUCCAGAUUACGUGGCUCUCACUUUCAAAUGAAAUGUACUCUCUGUCAAAGCGUAAUUGGCCAUCUCGAGAUUAAGGCUCAGUACCCGUUGUAUUAACAAUGGUCAUAAAUGCUGUGAAUCGCCUUGGCCAAUCUUUAUAAAAAACAAGAAGGGCUGUUCUUCUCAGGCAAUGUAAAUACCCACUACCAACAAACACUAGUGAACUAACCACGUGAUUUAUCAUCAUUUCUAAAAUUUUAAUAGAAACCUUACAAUGCUCAUACAAGGAGCAAGAUAUCCCAGGAGCAUAAGAUCAGACUCCUGGUGACGCAGAGCCCCGGGCUGGGCUGAGUGUCUGCGUGUAUCUGUGUUAGGUCUGUGACCCCCAAACACCAGCAGGACAAAUGGUCAGCAUGAGUUACAGAGCUGGAGUCCAGCCAGCUGUACAUGAGCUGAGCCUCUGGUCUUCAGACAUUGUCCUCAAAGGAGGGAAGGACCACGGUCCUCAGAUCUGGUCAAGGCAGGAUCCACCCUGGCAUCAUCUCUCAGCAUCACUGACUCUGGAAGUGGGUACAGGCAAAGCCCUCUCUCCCCCAGCCUCAGUCAGGAUUGGUAGCCAAGCCCACCUGCUGAGGUCACUCUGCAUGAGCAGGAGACGAUGAACUUGUGACAUGGCUGCUGGGGACCCUACAUCUAAGCUCACCUUAGCCAGGUCCCUGACCCUGCAGAAUACCCGCAGAGUCUGCAGUGGUGGCUUCUCAAAACCCUCAGUGUCCACUAACCAUCAGAGUGACCCACCCCUGUAAAAACCCUAGUAAAAUAAUAUACAGCAAAAAUGGAGCAUAAACAACUGACUUUCCCAGUGCAGUCACCAAAGUAUUUUUGUGGAGUUUUUCUCUUCAAAUACCUAAUUCUUCACUCUCUAGAAAUUCUCCCUUUGGGCUAUCAUGGUGACAGACUCAGCCUGUCACCAACACCACCUUCCUGUUCCCAUUUUUUAAGAAAGUCUGGUGAUUUGAUCUGUUUAAACCCACUCCACCAUGGACAAAAACUCUGUCCUGGUUUCCCCCUGCGGGUCACCAAGUGAGAACAGCAGGUCAAGGGUCCCACCCUCACCCACAAGGCUCUCCCCUGGACUGCGACACAAGAGGCUGUCCCCAGGGGCCCCCACCCAGCUUUCUCCUGACCUCAGAGGUCCAUCCAAGCGCCCUGCCCUGCUGCUCUUCCUUGGGGUCUCUCCUCAUUUCACUGCCAAAAUGUGACCUGCCUGGCCCCUUCUGUCUGAGGGGUGAUUUCAUCCUGGAUCAGUACCCCCCUGUAAAAAGAUAGCCACACGGGCAAUGCACAGAGGGCUUUGCCAUGAUCCAGAUAGCUGCCUGCUGGCACAGUGAUCCUUCCCCUCCUGCAGUCUGCACAUACCGUGCUCUGGGGAGAACACCGGGCACUCAUGGGGAAACCCAGGAGAUGCAGAUGGCUGCUGCCAUGGCAACCCCCAGCCUAUCUGCAGGGACCUCUCUGGUGCAGACUGGAGGCAGCUGGCGGCCAGGGACUGAGGCUCCUGGGUGCUCCACCUACACACAGCCUUGGGGGGCACCAGGGAGACAGGCAGGACCCCCACAAACAUUCCUCUUCCUGCUCACCAUUGCUCGCAUUUAAUAAUGACUACACUGCUUCUAAAAAGCUAUUCUUUAAUUUUUUUAAGCUACUCUUUAAACAGUCCUUCCCACACCACACACACACACACCUUGCACACAAACUGCAGGAAAUUCCAGCUCAGGGACACUUUAGAGGAACAGAGUGAGCAGAGGGUCUGCUUGCAGGAGAGUGAUGGAUCUCUGAUUCUGCCCACAGUAGGGGGCGCCUCUAUAGAUUCCAGAGUGUGAAGCUGGCCUGGUGGGCUUGUUGGGUCUGCACUGGGCAUAGAGCACAGAUGAGAAUUUUCUACAACCUAGAUGGUAACAGCGGGCACCUCCUUUCUAGCUCUGUCACAGCAGGCAUCAACAGCACACAUGGCAUUUCCAGAUCUGUCCCCUGGUACACAGCACGAUGACGGCGUUCUCAGACCUCUGUAACUAACGCAUUAGCUCACAAAUCUAACACUGCCUCCCCGUGCACAGGUAUACACACACACACACACACACACACACACCUGAAUACACACAUUUACACACAUACACGCACACGUACUCAAACACACACAUUCCCAUACAUACUUCUUUUCAGCCACGGGUGAGCUGGUUCUUAUAAGUAAAUUUUUAGGAAGCCCAAGCCUUAAGAGUGACAAUCACAUUUCCCCCACUGUCGCUGUGGUUCCUUUUUUUAACUUCCCUCAACUCACAGGCCAUGGUCAUAAAACAGCCUUUCUUUCUCAGCUUUCUGGACACCUUGGACUCACAUUAGGAGAACAGAAUUCUGGUCCUGCCCCCAGAUGAGCUGUGAGUUCCUGCAUAACUCACUGGACUGCUCUGAAAACAUUUUUCUCCUCUUAUUCUUCUAGUAAUCGAUAAAUUAUCUUUUUGAGAGCACCUUUAGGUUCGUAACAAAAUUAAGCAGAAAGUAAUUCUGAUUUGCCCCCUGAGCCCCAUCACAGCACACCAGAGUGGUGUGUCCGUUCCAGGUGAUAAAUGCACUCACUUUCGGGGCAGUGCAUUCCAUGGUUUGGGCACAUGUAUAAUGACGUGGAUCCACCAAUACAGUUUCUCACAGAGUAGUUUUGCUGUCCGGAAGAUGCUCUGUGCUCUCUUUAUCUCUGUCCAGCCCCAGUGGUAGCAACUUCCGUAGUCUCUACAAUUUUGUCUUUUGCAGAAUGUCAGGUAGUUGACACUGCACGAUCCAUAGCCUUUUCAGAUCAGACGCUCUCACUUGAUGAUGUGCAUUAGGUUUCUCCAUGUAUGGGCAGAUCUUUUAUUUUUAGCACUAAGCAACAUUUCAUUUGCACUGAACCACGGUUUGUCCAUUCACUACUUAAGGAGAUCUCGGUUGCCUCCAAGUUCGGGCAGUUAUGGGUAAAUCUCCUCUGUACAUCUGUGUAGGUUUCUGCAUGGAUAAGUUUCCAGUUUAUCUGGAAGGAACACGUUUGUGCUACUGUAAUGCCAUGACUACACUUAGUUUAGAAGAAGCUAGCAAACUGCCUCUCAGAGGGGCUCUACCCUUUUGGACUCUGAACUACAAUUCCUGAUGCCCCACACCCUCAUCAGCAUUUGACGUUAUCAAAGUUUUGAGUUUUAGCCGUUCCGAUAAGUGUGCAGUCUAUUUCACUGCAGUCUCAAUCUGCAAUUGCUACUGACACACAAGGAUAAACACCCUUUUCUCAGCUUCCUUUCCAUUUCUAUAUCCCUUCCCAUGAAGAUGUCUGCCUUGGUCUUUUGUCUGUUUCAUAAUUAGCUGUUCGUUGUCUCACUGUUGAGUUUUGAAAGCUCUUUGUAUAUUUUGAAUAAUAGCUCUUUACCAGAGGUAUCUUUUGCAAAUAUUUUCUCCCAAUCUUGUGACUUACCUUGUCAUUCUCUGACAUUGUUUCUGCAGGACAGAAGCUUAUCCACCUAAUUAAAUCUAGUUUAUCAUUCACGGAUCAUACUCAAGAUUCUCUAAAUUUUCUCCUCUGUUAUCUUCUAGAGGCUUUAUGAUUUUGCAUUUUACAUUAGAUCUGUAGUCAGUUUUCAUGAAGCGUGUGCGUGCAGGCUAUUUUUCCUAACAUGGAUGUUCAAUUGUUCCAACACCUUUUACUGAAAAGACUAUCUUUUCCCCUUUGUCGAAAAUAAGCCUUUGCUUCUUUGUUGAAGAUUAGUUACCUGUAUUUAUGCAAAUCUAUUUACGGAAUCUCAAUCCCUUUCUUUUGGCUUAUAUGCCCAUUCUUUUGCCAAAACUAAAUUGUCUUAAUUAUCAUAAAUUUACAUGAAGUCUUGAGGUCUAGUGCUAUCAGUCUUCUGGUUUGGUGUUGCUUCUCCAGUAACGCGUUGUCUACUCUAGAUCUUUUCAUUUCUACAUGAAAACUUUAGAAUUGGUUUGUAUUCAUAAAGCACCCGGUGGGGUAUUUGAUUGGCAAUUGAUGAAUCUGUAGAUCAAGCUGGAGGAGCAGACUCCUUGACACACUGAGACUUCCUUUUCAGGUACACAGAACGCAUCGCCACUUCUUUACAUUUUCUUAAUGACUUUCAUCAGAGUUUUAUAAUUUUCCUCACACAGAUCUUGCAUAUGUUUCAUUAGAUUUAUACCUAAGCAUUUCACUUGAAGGUUACUAAUUUAAAAGAUAAUGUACUUUUAAUCUUGAAUUCCACUGUUCAUAGAUGGUAUACAAGAAAGCAAUUAUUUUUGCAUGUUAAUUUUCCAUCAUGUAACCUUGCUAUAAUGGAUUAUUUCAAAAAUAGGAGAGUUUCAUCAAUUCUUUUAGAUUUUCUACAUAGGGAAUCACAUCAUCUGCAAACAAGGCUUUGUGGACUCUUUCCCAGUCAGGAUACCUAUUAGUUCCUUUUCUCAUCUUAUUUUAUUAAACAAGGUUUUCAGGGCCAUGCUGAAAAGCGGUGCUGAACCAGGCACAGUGGCACAGCCUGCAAGUCCAGCCCCUCGGGAGGCUGAGACGGCAGGAUUGGGAGUUCAAGGUCGGUCAAGCAAAGGUGGAGAGAACCCGCCUCAAAAAAGCAAGCAAGGUAUCCAGGCAUGGCAGCACACACCUAUAAUCCCAGCACUCGGCAGGCUGAGGCAGGAGGACUGCUGCGUGUUUGAGGUUAGCCUGGGCUACAUAAUGAGUUCAAGGCCAGCCUAAACUUCAUAGCAAAAUUCUGCAUCAAAAAGACAGAAAGAAAGAAAGAAAGAAAGAAAGAAAGAAAGAAAGAAAGAAAGAAGGAAAGAAGGAAGGAAGGAAGGAAGGAAGGAAGGAAAGAAAGAAAGAAAGAAAGAAAGAAAGAAAGAAAGAAAGAAAGAAAGAACAAUGAGAAGAGACCUCUGCUUUGUUCCUGAUCUUAUUUUAGUGAGAAAGUUCCAAGUUUCUCACCUUUGAAUAGAUGACACCUAAAAAGUUUUCUUGAAUACACUUAUCAGGUAGUGGAAUUGUUCCAUUAUUCCUAAUUUGUGGAGGCUUUUUACCAUGAAUCAUUAUUUAGAUUUAUUAAGUGAUUUUUCUGCAUCUAUUGAUAUGAUCAUACAAUUUUGUUUAUUAGUCUGUUAAUGUGGGUUGUACUAAUUGGUUUUUGAAUGUUAAACCAGCCAUAUUUACCUGGAAUAAAUUCCUUUUGAUUAUGCCACAUAAUUCUUUUACCACUUUGUUGGAUUCAGUUUGCAAACAUGUUACUGAACAUUUCUGUCUCUACAUUCAUGAGAGGUUGAUCUGAAGUUUUCUCUUCUUAUAGUAUCUUGGUUUGGUUUUGGUACUAGGUAACAGUAGAUUUCCAGAAUGAGUUCAAAAGUGUUCCCUCUAUUUCUGUCUUAUAAAAGAGAUUAUAAAGAUUAGGUAUAAUUUCUUCCUCAACUGUUUGGUAGAAUUCAUUAGUGAACUUAUCUGGGCCUAGUGCUUUUUGUUUGGGAAAGUUAUUAAUCAUUUACUCCAAUUUUUAAUAAAUAUAGGCCUAUUCAGAUUAUUUCUUCUGGUAUUAGUUUUGGCGUUUCACCUAGGUUAUCAAUUUGGUAGGCAAAGGAUUGUUCAUAACUUUCCUUCGUUAGCCUAUCAACGUCUAUGAGGUCUGUAGUGAUGCCUCUUGUUUUGUUUCUGAUAUUAGUAAUUCCCAGUCUCUCUCUCUCUCUGUCUCUCAUUGAUUUUUUUAAAAGAACCCAUUUUGAGUUCCCCCCACUGAUUUUUAAUGGAGUUCCUGCCUUUAACUUCAUCCAUCACUGCUCUAAUUUUUAUUUAUUUCCAUCUGCUCACUUUGAAUUUAAUUUGCUCUUUUCCUGAGAUGCAAGCUUAGAUGAUUGCUUUCUGAUCAUCUUUUCUAAUAGUCAUUCAAUACUAUCAAUUUCUAAGGACUGCUUUCACUGUAUAAAUUGUAUUAAUAUCUCCAUGUAGUUCACAAUAUUUUUAAUCUCUCUAGAGAUUUCUUUAUUAAAAUUAUGCCACUUAAUCUUAAAGAGUGCGAAGAUUUUUCAUCUGUCUUUCUGUUUUUAAUUUCUACCUUAACUCCUUUAUGAUCUAAGGACAGAUGCUGUAGGAUUUCUGAACUGUAAAUGUGUUAAAGUGUGUUUUGUGGUCCAGACUGCAGUGUUUCUUGAUGAACACUCCCUGACCUUGAGAAGGACAUGCAGCCUGCUGCUAGUUUCCCUGUCUUGCUCAGCAGGCAUCUGCACUCCACAGGCUCCACUUCUGAGACUUUAAUAUCAGUUCCAACCCACACUCAGCAGCUCAGGUCUACACCGCUAAACGGGCCCGUAUGAGUUUUUAAGUCUUAUCCUUUUUAUGAUUUCCCUGGUUCCUUUGCUAAUAGCAGUGAAAUUCAACUACCAACCACACACUUAUUUCCAGCAGCCCCUUGCAAACCACAUCUCCCUCCCUCCUCUGCUACACUAACCCUGGCAGCAGGUGGACGAGAUGGGAGGUAGUAACCUCCUAGGUAAGCACUGUGGGCUCCUCUGUGCAGAAAAUGCCCCAGUGAAGACUAGCAUCACUGAUAGAAAUUAACUGCACAAUCGCACAGCCGCCGCUUGAGGCUCAUUCGUGACGUUCCAACAGGUCAUUGGCAACUUGUUUUUCACUUUGUUUUGUUUAAUGGUUGAGUCUGUCUGUUUGUUUGUUUGUUUGUUUGUUGAGACUCCUGUUACACAGCCCAGGUUGCCUUGCACUUGCUAUGUGGCACAGGCUGGCCUCAGACUCACAAUCCUCCUGUCUCUUCCUCCUAAGUACUGAGGUUACAGGCGUGCGACACUACCCCGGCGUUUCCUGGCCUUGUUUUUGACCUGAAUCUAACGCUCUUCUCCCUGAAACAUGCAUCUAGGACCUCAGGCAAAAACACACAUGAAAGCAAAUAGAAGAUAAUUAAGGAAGCAAAAACCUUAAACCAUAAUGAUAUUGUAAUUCCGCUACUCUAUUCUAGCCAUCUUCCCUUCUUAUAUGUAUCACUGUGCUCUGCUUCAUUUUAAUCAUAUAGAAAUAGUGAGAUUUAGUAGCUGUUUUCUUCCUGUCAAGUGAACAAGAAUUGAAAGAAAUUAAUUCUGUCUUUCCUAAUAAAAUAGCAUAAUAUAAUACUAAGGCCCAAAAUAUUCUCUCUGGCCUAAUACAAUGUAAGAGCCAAUUCCUAACAUAGAAAAAAAAAUAUUCCAGGAGGUUCUGCCAUGCAAAAGUCUACAGUGGUGCCCAAGUUUCAAUAGUUGCUUUAAUUGUAAAUCUGUGAAACUUUAGAGUGAGAUGAACUGGUUUGGAGGUUGCAUGGUUGUGAACUUUUGUGUUUCCUUUGACCAGAAUUUCUCUCUCACCCGCACACAGAACUUGUCAGAACAAAAUGAUCUUAAAAAUUAAUUAAUUAAUGGCUAGAUGCAGAUACACAAGCUUUCUUUUUAUCCCCAGCCACUUUCCUAAGAACUUAAGUUUUUGAUCAAACGCUUACAUCCUGCAGAGAAAUAGUGUUUGGUUGCCACGGUGCAGGGAAGCCCAUCAAUGCUGGGAGCUGGAACACAUUACCAUGUUUGUUCUCCAGGGAUCCAGCACCCACCUUAACCUAGACCAGGAUGAAAUCAGAAAGCCGUCUGAUGGCCCCGCAUCAGUGCUCCAAAUACACAUUCACCUGACUGAAAGUUGGCCACAAAUCCUUAGAGAACCCUUCUGAUGCAGCCAGUGAUGCCUAUGCGAGAGUGUGGACUCUGGGGCAGUAAUACCCAUCCACAGUCCCCAGCAGGCCCACCGCUUACCAUGCGACACCACUAUGCUGCCUGCGUGGAAGCCUGUGAACAAAUGCUGGUUCCACUUCACACUUGGAGAAACUGAGUCUAGCGUUAGGAAGGAGACAACGCAGUCCACAGUAGUAGGUAUGACAAAUGUGCUGGGAUGCACCAGAAGCAGAGGAGCUUCUGUGUAAGCAGUAGGAGAUGGUUCAGAGGGAAGGGAGGGUUGUAUUCUGACGUCACUUCGAGCCGGGCGGGCUUUGGAGGAGACAGAUCCAAGGGGGGAGGCACUUCGGUGUCAGGACCCAGCAUAGGAGGGGCCCAGAGACCAGAGACUUCUGCCCCGGGGAGAAUGCUUAGGCCAGCUGACACAGGGUGGGUGGCUCACCGUGAGGUCUGAUAAAACGUGCAUUUGGAAACUGGUGCUGAACCGUAGGAGACGUGGAACUCCAGGCUACAGAACAUGACUGAGGAAGGGGUGUCAUCAGAGAAGCUAUUCAUAAACAUGCCAUAAUGCUGAAAAGGGAUCUCCAGUCUUUAGGAUGGGACGAAAAUAACACUUUUCACUGAAAAAAAGCAAACCAUCCUUGGACGUAACCGGGAAGCCCUCUAAAGGGAUUCAGUGAAUCCUUGAAAAACAGAAAGAAACUAAGGAAACUCCAGCCGUGUGUAGUUAGUUACAUGCUUACUACAUGUCUAGCAAAAUCAUAACCAGAUUUGCUGAAGGAGGGAAGUGCAGAUGCUGAAACAAACAGUAUACAAAACACAGUUUUCCCUGACCCUUUAGAGUUAAAUAGAAAUUUUAAAAAAUAAGGAAUUUCAUCUUUCAAAAAAUCCUGCCAAGGCUUCUGACUUUUCUUCAUGAUCAAGUAACUAAGAUUUGUUUCUGAGGUCAAAUUGUCACUACGCUUCUUCAAAAGCAAAGCCAGGUCGAGUUCUAGUACUAGUUUGGCUCCUGCCCCUCCUUCUGGUCCUCCUGUGAGUCCCUCGCCUCCACUCCAAGUAACGUCUGUGCACGGACGAGACAAAAGCAUGCUCACUGCGAAAGCACAAAUUAUGUAUUGAGAAAUCACUACAAUGCCAAAAUUUUUUAGAAUAAAAAUGAAUACAAAUAUAUAAUAUAUAUAUCUUUAAGAACUCGCUGUGUUAGGGAAACUGUUUACAUAUUGAGGAGUUCCUCUUUUUUUUGACUGGAACAAAUAAAAACAAAUUUGAUAUGG